This is a messenger RNA of Magallana angulata, 2494 nucleotides long. RefSeq lists its product as uncharacterized. Lineage: Eukaryota; Metazoa; Mollusca; Bivalvia; Ostreida; Ostreidae. The transcript has 5 exons. The record is from RefSeq and is a predicted model, not a curated record. The coding region runs from base 55 to 1011 and encodes 318 amino acids.
ACCACAGAAGCUCCACAUGUUAUAACUUCCUCAGUUUUAAGUUUUUUCACAAAGAUGUUUUUUCGGUGGCUAUGUCUUGGAUUUUUGGAGUUUACUGGUGCAUAUGAUAAUGUAGCUCUAAAGAAACAAACAGAGCAGCUGUACCCAUAUACCACCAUCACUAGACCGAACGACACAUUUGACGCCAGUAAUGCUGUUGAUGGACUGAAAUCAGAUUUACAUGGUUUGAAUGGCCAAUGUGUCCUGUCAGCUGAUUACAGAGAGAUGGCCACCUGGUGGGUUAACCUGUCUACAGUAAUGAGCAUCCACCACAUUACCAUAUAUUACAGAACGGACAAUGUAAAGUGGGAUUUACGCAAUGGCUUCACAUCAAGAUUUCUAGGAUUUUCGGUGUAUGUCUCCAAUACAACAGACAGACUACAGGGAACACUGUGUUACAAGGACGACAACUUUACACGGGCCACCAUACCUGCUGUCUUCACUACCACCUGUCCUGUACAUGGACAAUACGUCAUCUACUACAACGAGAGAUUUAAAGGUCCCUACCGUGAAGGCUUUUCCAAUUAUGCUCACAAUGAACUCUGUGAAGUAGAAGUUUAUGGUUGCAACACAACCGGAUAUUAUGGACCAGAAUGUUCUAUUCCCUGUCCAGACGAGAACUGUCAGUACUGUCACAUAGAGACGGGCACUUGCCAGGGCUGUAAAACUGGUUACCAGGGUCACCGAUGUGAAUUAGAAGAUAAAGCUGCCCAAACAAGUGUGACUGUCGUAUUCCCCAUCUUGUUUUCUGUAAUUGGACUGGUAUUGAUGACGGCGGGAAUAUUUGUUUUCUUCAAUAUAAAAAAGAAACGUUUCAACCAGAACGGGAAACAUGGCGUCAACGACAAAAACAUUGAACUAAGCAGUCAUGGAGUGGUUCAACACUACGACGAAUUACAUGUGAGAGAUACAGAAGAGACUUAUACAGCUCUAAAAAAAGCAGAAGAAGAAACUCCGUAUGAAGAAAUAUAAAACAUCAACAACAAAUACGUAAACAGUUAUUUGAUUGCUAAUGCUUUUUUUAGAAACAAAAAUCAAUAAUCAGUGACAAUGCUGCUUGUAUUUGUGGAGUUUUGUGCUACUCGUUUUUGUACUAUAGCAGAACAAUAUCAUGAGGAUCACCACUGUGUAAGAGAUAGAUACACCUACAUAUAUAAUGGACGAUGCUAUCGCCAGGGAUUUAUAAAAAAUACAUUUUGAAACACAAAUACAAGCUUUCCUGAUAGAAGUUUUUUGUUUUAUAAACAAACACAAUUUUUUAAUGUUUAUCGAUGUAUAAGCUUUAUAUUUAUCGGAUUUAUAUUAAGACGGGGUUACCUUUAGUAUAUGCUAAGAACGUAAUUAUAGUUAAUGGAAAUGAUAAUAACAUAUUGCAUGUAUUAUUUAUAUCACAGUUCUACCAUGUACAUAUCUCGUAUAAAUCUUCGUAAAAAGUAAAAACCAAAAAAAGGUAUAAAGUUAUUUUAACUUUGGCAAUCUGAAUUAUAAAUAAUUGAAACCAAAACGAUUGAUAUAUUAAACUGCGGAGUUAAAAACUAUGUAUUCGUAAAAAUGUUGAUGAGCAGUAGUGUAUUAGCGGAAUAAAUUAUGAGCAGUGGAAUAAAAUUCAAAUUAUCAUACGACAAGAACUGUUCAAAUUAAAUAUAAUCAUUCUUAAAUAACUUUUCUGCAGUAAACACUUUUAAAGUGACUGCAAGAGGCACCAAAUCAAAUUAAAUGACAAUAUUUCUAUGUUGCACAAGUUAAAGAACUUACAAGGGAUACGAACAACGCAAACUGUUAAACUUCUCAUCUAAAUAUUGGAUAUUAAUGUGUCCUGUUACUUAGCGUUUAUAAAUGUGUGUUGUGUACUGUGUAGGAAUAACUCUCCAAUAUUUUAUUCGUUGGGUAUAUCCGGACAACGCAUUUUCAUGUGGAAAAUACUAUUUCGGCAUGAUAUAUAAAGAAAACUUCUUUAAAUAAGAAAUUGAGGUCAUAUUUAUGUCAAGGAAAUCACAUCCGGUGAAACGUUUUCACAUAAUACUUACUUAUUAUAUAGUUUUUAUACACAGCUCUCACUCCAAAGUCAAACAUUCCCGCAAAUCGACAACAACAAAUUAAAACUACAAAGAUCAUUUUUUUGUUUACGUCAUUCAAAAUUAUUGGGAAUUCCCUUUCAUCAAUCAAGUACACUGAGAGGAUUUCGGGAGCCUAUUUUUCUCGAAAAAAAAAAUGAAUUACUUUUGUAGACAACCUCUCAAUUUCUAACACCAUCAACGAUAAACAGAAUUUUUUUUUCAGCUGCAUUUAGCCGCUGUCCGGAAGUACUUGAAUAUAGCCUAGUAGAUUAUAUCAAAUAUGUUUGCUAUGCACGAUGUAGGGUUUACAAGUUACUUCCUCGUAAUAAAAUGGGGUUUUAUACUGUCCAUAUAUACAAGAUAAUAUGCAAUUCACGCUGCAUAUAAUGAGUUGUACA